AUGUGCACCACCAAGACGCUGAAAUCACGGGCGGCAUCACACCAUGAAUUCCAGGCAGAAGCAGUGGCAUCUAGCGCCCCCCCCCCUCCCCCUCCAGCAUCAGAAGCAGUAGCCCAAAGGAGCCCUCUUCACGCCAGCAAGAAGCAGUGGUCUCGAGUAGCCUUCUUCCUGUCGAUGGUAGAAGCAGUAGUCCGGAACUGCCCCGAUUUCGUUCAAAAACAGAAUAGAAGCAGUAGCCUCAAGCAGCCCUCUUCCCUUCGGCAGUCCUAUCAGCAGCCCCCGAGUAGCCCCUACCAGCCCUCUUCUCUCCAACCAGCAGCCCCGAGUAGCCCAACAGUAUCUCAAACCAGCAGCCCGAGUAGUCCUCAAGCAGCCCUCUUCUCUCAAUCCAACCAGCAGCCCCGACCCCAAGGAGCCCUAGCCCCGAGUAGCCCCAAGCAAGCCCUAGCCCCGAAGCCCCAAGCAGCCCCCCCCCAAGCAGCCCUAAGCCCCGAGAGCCCCAAGCAGCCCCUAGCCCCGAGAGCCCCAAGCAGCCCUAGCCCCGAGAGCCCAAGCAGCCUAGCCCGACCCCAAGGAGCCCUAGCCCCGAGUAGCCCAAGAGCCCUAGCCCCGAGAGCCCCAAGCAGCCCUAGCCCCCCAAGCCCUAGCCCGAGAGCCCAAGCAGCCCUAGCCCCGAGAGCCCCCAACAGCCCUAGCCCCACCCUAGCCCCGAGAGCCCCAGCAGCCCUAGCCCCGAGAGCCCCAAGCAGCCCUAGCCCCGAGAGCCCCAAGCACCCAAGGAGCCCUAGGGAGAGCCCUAGAGAGCCCCAAGCAGCCCUAGCCCGAGUAGCCCAAGCAGCCCUAGCCCGAGUAGCCCCAGCAGCCCUAGCCCCGAGAGCCCCAAGCACCCUAGCCCCGAGUAGCCCCAAGCAGCCUAGCCCGAGUAGCCCCAAGCAGCCUCUUCUCGCCAACAGCAAGCCCCGUAGCCCAAGCAGUCCUCUUCUCUCCAACCAGCAGCCCCGAGAGCCCCAAGCAGCCCUAGCCCCGAGUAGCCCCAAGGCCCUAGCCCGAGUCCCUAGCCCGAGAGCCCCAAGCAGCCCAGCCCGAGUAGCCCCAAGCAGCCCUAGCCCGACCCUAAGCCCCCCAAGCAGCCCUAGCCCCGAGAGCCCCAAGCAGCCCCCCGAGAGGCAGCCCUACCCGCCAGCCCUAGCCCCCGAGAGCCCAGCAGCCCUAGCCCCCGAGAGCCCCAAGCACCCCAAAGCAGCCCCUAGCCGCCGAGAGCCCCAAGCAGUAUCCCCGAGUAGCCCUAGCCCUAGCUCCGAGAGCCCCAAGCAGCCCCUAGCCCCGAGAGCCCCCUACCCCAAGCAGCCCUACUUCUCGUCACAAUCCAACCAGCAGCCUCGAAUAGCCGCCAAGCAGUUCUCCCAAGCCAGCAGCCCGAGAGCCCCAAAGCCAGCCCUAGCCCCGAGUAGCCCAGGAGCCCUAGCCCCGAGUAGCCCCAAGGACCUAUCCCCCGAGAGCCCCAAGCAGCCCAGCCCCGAGUACCCCAAGCA
Molecule: messenger RNA, 1532 nt
Organism: Penaeus vannamei (Pacific white shrimp)
Lineage: Eukaryota; Metazoa; Arthropoda; Malacostraca; Decapoda; Penaeidae
Source: RefSeq, a predicted model, not a curated record